Messenger RNA from Pseudoliparis swirei, 785 nucleotides. RefSeq names its product family with sequence similarity 162 member A (gene fam162a). The record is from RefSeq and is a predicted model, not a curated record. The transcript has 5 exons. Gene Ontology annotation, biological process: neuron apoptotic process; cellular response to hypoxia; positive regulation of release of cytochrome c from mitochondria. Lineage: Eukaryota; Metazoa; Chordata; Actinopteri; Perciformes; Liparidae. Gene Ontology annotation, cellular component: mitochondrion. The coding region runs from base 64 to 546 and encodes 160 amino acids.
AGCAGCUGACGGAAGACGAGGUGCUACGACGCAGUUUAAUGGCUUGAUACAAAAUACGAAAACAUGAAUUUUGUUAGAUCUCGCCUUUCCAUUGGCAAAUUUAUAGGUCAGAGGUGCAGACAGGUCACGGAAACAUGGAGCCACAGAGGGAUGUGCAGUAAACCACAGGCGCCCAAAGCAGAGCCUCUGCCUGCAGUCCCAGCAGCAGCGCCUCGUGCCGGGUUCAAACUCCCCGGCUUCAGACCGUCAAAAAUGGACCAGAGGAUGCUGGUCUGGUCGGGACGCUUCAAGACAGCAGACCAGAUACCAGAGCUUGUGUCGUUUGAGAUGAUUGAUGCUGCCAGAAACAAAAUCAGAGUGAGAACGUGCUAUGUGAUUAUGGCGGGCAUAAUAGCGACCUGCCUGAUCAUGGUGUACCGGGGCAAACAGGCGGUCGGCAGGCAUGAGUCCCUGACAAGUCAAAACAUGGCGAAAAAAGCUAGAUGGAGGGAGGAACUACAAAGAGAGAAGGAAGCUGCUCUUGCACUGUCAGCGAAGGCUCAGUGAUGAAAGACAACAAGGCCUUGCAUAUUAACCCCCCCCCCCCCAGAUAACACACAACUAUGUAUUAAUUUCUAAAAGCCAAUAUAAGGUUUGACCUUUUCAUUUAGGUUAUAAACUGAGAGCUGUUUUUUGUCCCGAUACUUAUGUGAUUAGACUAGUUUUGUUUGACAGAUGUGACAUCCACUUGUAUAAAGUCAACACCAAAAUAAGAAUCAAAUAAAGUACUGCUUCUUGAAAAUUCC